This is a messenger RNA of Colletotrichum graminicola M1.001, 1104 nucleotides long. RefSeq lists its product as uncharacterized. The transcript has 2 exons. The annotation marks the transcript as partial. Lineage: Eukaryota; Fungi; Ascomycota; Sordariomycetes; Glomerellales; Glomerellaceae. The record is from RefSeq and is a predicted model, not a curated record.
AUGGAAGCAACUAGACACACCUUGGGGCAACUCACGAUGAGCAUUCUUCCUGGGACAAGAGUGCCCUGGAUCUCGUCGGACGUUACCAGGAAUUGUUCCGUCACCGGCGACUACUUUGCCUGGAUUCUGACGCAGGAGAACGAGCCCCCCUUUCCCGGAGUCGCCGACUUUUGGCGCACAGCAGUGGGACAUGGCGACGUUGGGCUUCCGUCCAACGCCGAGAUCAUCGAAUGGCAUGAGUGGGCGCGUUCGAACAGGACAUUGCUGGCUGGCGACGUGAGCCACGACAGGCUCUGCUUGCCAGAGGUGUGUCGAUCCGUCGGCUCAGAGGUUGAUGGGGGUCUCGCAGGGCACGGGCUACUCGCCUCGUACGGCUUUGAAGCCGUCAUGUUGACAGUCUACUGCCUGUUUGCCGUCUGGCGGUCCUUCAGCCGCCGCAAGCCUGCAGACAAGACGUCCGAGAAUCCCGACGCGCCCGCCCCGGAUGACAAGCUCGGCAUCUCCGCGCGCAUCAGCGACGCCUUGCGGUGCACGACUUACGAUUUCUUCACCGCCGCCGCCUUCCUCUCCCUCGGGAUCCAGUCCGCCGUCAUCUACUUCCAGACCACGCCGACCGGUCGCCGGCCCACCUCGUCCCUCCAGCUCAUCGUCUCCGCCGCCGCCUUCUACCCGCUCGCGGCGAUGCUCCCGCUGAUCCUCGCGUACGCCCGCCGCGGCUGGCUGAAGGGCGCCGUCCUUGUCGCCCUCUUCGUCGUCCACACCGCCGCGUGGAUCAUGUGCCUGGACAGCGCGCAGGUCGAGUACUUGGACGACAUCCGCGUCUUCGACCUCUGCCGGCAGAACCACCCUCCGCAGGUCGCGGUCGAGGCAGCCAUGUUCACCAUGGCGGCCAUGGUGUGGAUGCCGCCCCUCUUCGGCCUCUGCCUGAGCGUCGCGCUCUGCUUCUACCGGUGCAACAACCGCAAGAUGUGGCAGGCCAAGUGGCUCAACAAGGUCGCCGGCUGGGCCAUGCUUCUGUAUGCUGCUGCUAACUUCAUCUGCAUGUGGGGUGCCUGGAUCGUUCUCGUUGUCUUCUUCGACAGGACGCCGCGGAGAGCCGAGGAU